ACUUGACGUCAGUGUUGGGGAGGAGCUCGAAGGUAGGUCAGCCGAGAGUGUGUUGAAAACCAUUUUCAACAAACUCCUCACAGCCAUUCUGCAUGCAAGAAAACAUUGGGGGGAAAAACUCCACAGAAGAACCAAAAAUAGUCUCGACCGUCAGAGAUUAAUGUGACACACAGAAGUAAAAAGAACAAAUCAAAAGCUCCGGCGCCACCCACGUCUUCCAAACAUGCUGAAGCCUUACCAGUAGCUAAGGAUCCCGAGUCUGAAAAGAUCGCCAUGGAGCACAAAGAGAAUGUAUUGGAUACGGACGUGAACCUGACUGUGGUACUGCCGGGAGGAGGAGAGCAGAUUACCAGCAUCAAUGGAAGCAAACCCGUGAUGGAUUUGUUAGUUUAUCUGUGUGGCAAAUAUCACCUGAAUCCGUCCAGCCACACCAUGGACCUGCUGGGAAGAGAAAAGCGACUGAUCCGGUUCAAACCCAACACACUGGUUGGGACACUGGAGGUGGAGACGGUUAUUCUGAAACAGAAACAACUGGAAGAGAAGAAAAGGCCUAUUGCAGUCGUGCCUGAGCAAACUGUACGUGUGGUGGUAAACUACAAGAAAACACAGAAAACCAUAGUACGAGUUAGUCCCAAUGUUCCCCUUCAAGAACUGGUUCCAGUGAUUGGCAGCAAAUGUGAAUUUGAUACAAAGACCACACUUCUGGUCAAAAGCUUUGAGUGUCAAGAUCCUUUGGACUUAACAAAAUCUCUGAACGAACUUGGUUUACGAGAAGUUUAUGCAAUGGAUACCGGCAUAGGAUCCUCCCAGGCGUAUUCUCAAGGUGUGUCUGUUCAGCAAGGACAACACCAGCUCACUGACAGUAUGAAUUCGCUUCAGAGGGAGAAGGAAAACAAAGGUUUUCUCAACUUUUUCAGACUUAGUAAAAAGAAGCGUGAAAAAGCACCAAGUGCUCCCGCCACCCCACCAAUAAACCAACAGAGACAGCUUGGCACUGCAGCUCCCAGCGCUCACUGCCCAACAUACGAGUCCAAUACUUUACCAUCGACCAUACCCAAGAAACGCCGGGCUCCUCCCCCACCUCUCUCCACGUCACAGAGUGUCCCAAAGGAUCUGAGUCAGCAAACGUUAACCAGGCCAUUAUCCUACGUUCUGCAGACCUGCGAGGAACAGGACACGACUAGUUUAACCAGACAAAGGGCAAAGUCCUUGCGGGAUGAAACCCUAUCGAGCUCCUCAUCUCUCAAAAGGACCAAGCGCAAGGCCCCUCUUCCUCCCUGUAAAGUGACCGACCAGAAAAGCCCAGAUCCAGAAGAAUCAGUCCAAGGAGCUGUUGUUUCCUGCCCAAGUCCCAAUGUUUCAGAAAGUCCUUCCAGCCAAGUGUCCUCUCCGUCAGUUGGCAUUGGAUCUGAACAUAGCCUUGACGAGAUUGCCGAGAAAGAAGAAACCAGAGCAAUAGAUAUUGAUGAUGUUCAGCUUCAACAAGACACUGUGAGCCCCAAUGUCUCUGUGGAUAUUUCAACCAUUGCACAGACCAAUAUACACACUGAGAGGACUGACGUGCCCAGUCCCCUUAAUGCAACAGAUGAACAAACUGAUGUGAAAUCAGAGGGCAACGUAAGGAGCUUCAGCCCAGCUGAAGAUGUCCCAAUUUUCAGAGCACGGGAUGAGAACUUAAUGAUUGCAAAGGAAGUCAAAGAUCAGGCAAAACCAGAUAUUGUUCAAAACACACCAAUUUCAGGGGAUGCUAGUCAUCAGACAAUUCAGGAGAAGUCUAAGGAAAUGUCUCCUAGCGACACCUUGGGAACUUCAGUGGAUAAAGGAAAAGCUGUUGGAGCAGUAGAAAGGUCUACAGAUACAAACACACACCUGGUGCCAGAGCAUUCUGUUAAUCUCCAGCCAUCUCCUGUAAAAGAUAAAGGUCAUCCAAAACCACCGAGAAAACUGAAUGAUGUGAGUCGGAUACAGACUGAAGAUGUUAAUAACACAUUGAGUAUUCAACAUACUGAGACGCUGAAUGAAAGCAUUAUUGCAUCACCCGACAGGAGUUUGCAUAAUAAAGAGACUUUGACACAGGGCACUGAGAAAUCCACUUUAAAUACUUUAAGUACAAGCGGGCACGACGUAGAAGUCAACAAAUCAACUCUGGCAAUAAUAUCUUCUGAAGAUCAGAAUGGUAAACUUGCUGACACAAAGCCAACCCAACAUAUCAGUCAGGGAUUAACUGGCAAAGAACAGGUACCGACUGAUGUCAACACCACAGCGACAGAAUCAUUAACUGGAUCCCGCAUUGAUUGCAAUGUACCAUCGUUGCCCAGUGAUACCGUCAGAAGUCCAUCGAGUUCCUCGAAGGCUCCGUUGGUGUACAAGUGUGAAUCUGAGCCCAAGCCCAAGCCUUCUAAUGAAAUCACAAGGGAAUAUACACCAAAGAUCGGAAUGACCACUUAUAAAAUUGUGCCUUCAAAAUCAUUAGGAAAGGGAACAGAAACAUUGGAGCAAACCUCAAGCUCUUCUCAAUACAUUGCACAGGAGCCAGCGAAACAGCUACAUUCACCAGCUGGUUUACACCAACCACAAGACCAAUCAAACACCCAAAACGAACCAGUUGUUAGUCAGCAAACAGCUAACAUAGAAGCCACAGUAACACAGCUUCCCAUCUCUCCCACAACUCAAUGCCAUCCCCCAAACCCCAGCAAUCCUGAGUCUGUUGUUGACCAUCCAUCUGUACCGUCUACGGUGAUGGUGAACAAGAGCGACAGAGUUACUCCGGGUAACAAAAUGAAUCCUGGGUCUAUGUUCCUUCAUCUACAGAAGAGGAAGUCUGGACAGUAUGUGACGUCUGCAAUUGCUAGAACCUCUUCUCUGUCUUGCCAGUCGAGCUUCGAGGAGGAAACCCAGGAUUUAAUAAAGGAAGACAAUGGAAUGCCACUGAGAGAAGUGAGUUCACCAGAUGGUGACAAUGUGGACAUUAUUAUUCCUCCUCCACCAGAAUUCGCUUCUCAAGACACCGCCCAGAAAGACUGCCACAAACCUGCUGAUGUUUCUCACACGGGGAAAGUAAGACCAUCAGAGAAGCAAAGCCGGGAAUCCAUGUGUUUAAAAUCAAAGAGCUCGCAGGCUCUCAGAACUACUAUGGUUGCAAAAAAGUACAAUUCUACCUCACCAUCACCUUUUGCUCUUGCUGUCUCAUCGGCUGUCAGGAAGACACAAACACCUCUCGUUAAAGCCCAGUGUGCCAAAACUGUUCCCUUACCCCCAUCCUCUGUAACUGCCACACCCAAAGGAAUCAAUGUCCCUCCUUCAACCCCUAAAGAAGACACUUAUCACAGCAACACAGUAAAACAGGUUGUGUCGUCUGAAAUCAAACCAAAGAAUGAUUGGUACAAUAAAGGAUCACAGCCUCGAACCUGGCCCGUUAAACCCCGGGUUCCUCCCCCUACGGCAAAGAAACCCAUCUUAAUCACGCAAAUCAGUGACCCUGGAGCGAUUCACCAAGCUGUGCUCGAUGCUAUUCGUUCGGGGGAAGGAGCUGCCAAACUUAAAAAGAACCAGGAUGCGUCCGAAAAUGUAUCUAUAAAUGGAAAAUCCAUUCCAAAUCGCUCCCUCUCUUCAUCAGAGUAGAAGCACUUAUGGGACUCACUUGGCUUGCACUUUACAAGCAAACUUAAAGCCAAAUCAAUAGGUAGUUAGUUGUGUAAUGAACCAGAAAGGUGUAUCAAUUUUUUGGUAGAGAAAAUUUAUUUUGUUUCUACGCUGUUGCAAUGUUAUCUGUCCUAUCAAGUGUUAUAAGCAGGAAUACCUGCAACAGAUUAAAAUGUAUUCAUGUGGUCUGCCUUGAAAACUUCAGAGAUUAUUUUGAUUAUGAAAUACAUGUUUUGAUGAUUUGCUUUAUACAGACAUCUGUAACGUUUAGCUAAAUGCUUUUUUUUGUUUCGAUUCUUAUUGUGAAAGGGGAACCAAAUCAUUGUAAACCAUAUAUGUAAUGAUUACUGUAUGAAACCAGGCAUUCAAUGUGUAUGAAUAGCAAAUCGAAAGCUAUUUUUUUGAGCGGAGGGGGGAAGAGAUGAUGUAUAAAAAUGGUUUGUGUCGGCUGGUUCUGUAAUACUGAACAAUACUUAUGGAAGAAAAUGUUGAAUAUUUAUGUUAAAGUAAAAACACUGUCAAAUACACCUGUAUAUCACUUCCUGCCUAAAAUUUGUACCUGGAUUGACAUGUACAUUUACUGAUCUAGCAAUGCAUUUAAGAAUGAACUGUAUAAAACAUUGCAAUAUUAAAUGUUUUAAUUAUUAAA
Messenger RNA from Callorhinchus milii (elephant shark), 4291 nucleotides. It is a transcript of the gene cobll1b, whose product is annotated as cordon-bleu WH2 repeat protein-like 1b. Lineage: Eukaryota; Metazoa; Chordata; Chondrichthyes; Chimaeriformes; Callorhinchidae. The transcript has 14 exons. Gene Ontology annotation, molecular function: actin monomer binding. The record is from RefSeq and is a predicted model, not a curated record. The coding region runs from base 274 to 3621 and encodes 1115 amino acids.